This is a messenger RNA of Salvelinus namaycush (lake trout), 3091 nucleotides long. Its product is annotated as exocyst complex component 3-like protein 4. The coding region runs from base 137 to 2746 and encodes 869 amino acids. Gene Ontology annotation, molecular function: SNARE binding. The transcript is spliced from 15 exons. NCBI's taxonomy places the organism in Eukaryota, Metazoa, Chordata, Actinopteri, Salmoniformes, Salmonidae. The record is from RefSeq and is a predicted model, not a curated record. Gene Ontology annotation, cellular component: exocyst. Gene Ontology annotation, biological process: exocyst localization; exocytosis.
ACACAAGACUUCUGUAGCUACCUGUCACUACUGGUCGAGGUGAACAUGAAAGUGAAAGCAGUGAAAUCCCCAGAUUGGUAGGCCUAGUCACCGCUCCAGACGGUAAAAGGUGUUGCUCAGUAACCAGGGACAUUCGAUGGCAAGCGGUGAUCAGAUGGCAGAGAUUGGGGAACCUGGGGACAUGGAGGAGGUGAAUGAAGCUCAGGGUCUAGAGGACGGAUCCUCCCUCAAAUCCACCAUGGAGAGGAACAGGAAGACCCAACCCGACGGCUCGGUGAAGGAGAAGAAACUGGGGAUGAUGAAGCAAUUCAGGGAGAGCAUGAAGCGGGUUGGAGAGAGGAGUCCUCUGGCCUCAAACAGCAAAGGGUCAAAGGACAGACCCUAUUCAGACCAGGGGGGGGACAGUAUUGACCCUGAAGUGACAUCUCUGACCCAUCAGCUGCCGCCCCCUCACUCACCAAGUUUGAAUGCUGGGUCUCCUGUGGCCUCUCCCCUGAAGAGUCCAGGUGAGUUUUUUCAAAGGAAGGAGGGAGAAGAGAUUGCAGAAGAUUCACCACCAUCCCAGAAAAAAGACUCCAGAACACACUCAGGUUUGAGUGCUGGGUCUCCUGUGGGCUCUCCCCUGAAGAGUCCGGUUGGGUUCUUCCAAAGAAAGGAGGGAGGAGAGAUUGCAGAAGAUUCACCACCAUCCCAGAAAAAACACUCCAGAACACACUCAGACUCAUCAACCAUUGGGGACUCUCUUCUGAAGAAGGGGGCUUCCAUUCGACGGAGUUUGCGACUUGUGGGGAAUAAGAAGGACAAGACCCUCAAACAGGAGCCGCUCCAGCCUGUCACUGAGAUCACGGUGGAGGAGAAGAGAGAGAGGGAGGAGAGUGUAGAGAUCAAAGAGUCAUACAUACUCCCAGAGAUACCCCUCACACCCCUCUCAGUGAUGCAGAUCAACGAGCUGAUUAAGACUGAGGUGCUGGAGGAGGCCCACCUGAACCUCCUCUCCCUACGCCAGGAGUUCCAGCGGGAGAGGGAUGAGUGCACGGAGGAGGCUUCCCCCAUGGAGCUGGCCAAGAAGGAGAAGGACCUGAGCAUCCUUUACAGAGCCAUGCAGGAAAAGGUGAAGGAGAUAGUGCGCAACUCCAACAGCCUUCCCUCCCGCAACAAGGAGCUCCUGAUGCAUGUGGCCCGCGUCAUCCAGGAGGAGGAGAAGAGGGAGGCAGAGCCCGGGGGCGUGGUUGGGCUAGGGGACUGGCGGGGUGCCUGGAGGGAGGCUGUGAGCGAGGGGGUCGAGGAAACGUUGAAGAGAGUUCAUCUGGACAGGCCCGAGCAGAAUGCCUCCUGGCUGGCUAUCCACCUGGGUCUGCUGGGCAAGGCCAUCGUAGAAGACUUGGAGAAGGUGAAGGGAGAGCUGCAGGGCUCUUACCCACCCAGCUUCAAUGUGUUCAGCACCUACAUGAGCUGUUACCAUGGUGCUGUCAGCCAGCACCUGAACACGCUUCAGCAGCAAGUGACAGAUCUGAAGGACUACUACGCCCUGCUGGACUGGAUCAUCAAUAGCUAUGAGAGUGAGAAGAUAAUGAGCAGUCCUUCAUUGAGACCAGAGAUGGAGGCUGAGAAAACAGGCCUCUCACUGGAGGAGGGCUUCCUGGACCAGCUCAAGGGGAAAUACUGCAUGCGGGCUAAGGAGGACAUGAGAGCUUCGCUGGAUAGAAUAUUAGAGCUUGAAAACGAGGACAUUUGGAUAAAGAAACAGGCACCAGAGACUGAUGAUGAACACUUCUUGAACUCUGAGAUACACAUGGAUAUUUGGACGAAAGUUAAGAGCAAUGCUGUUAACUCCAAGAGGAUUGAUGUGAACCUGGAGAUGAGAGUAGUCUGUUCCUGCCUGGAAGAGUUGGAGCAGUUUCCCAAACGAUUUGAGACUAAAUUAAGGUACUGCUGUAACAGUGUGGAAAACCCUUCACUUUGGGCUGACUAUCAGAUAACCUACAUCAACAGCUUUACAGCUCUUAAGGAGCAUAUGGAGGGCUACAGGGAGAGCUGCCCAACACAAGUGGACCAUCUCAGCAGAGAGGUGGAUGGCCUGGUCCAUAGACUGGUCCAGGGCCUGGAGGACCAGUUUAAAAAUGAUGUCAGGCCCUACCUCAGGAGAAUGAUGACGAGGAAGUGGCUCUCCACAGAUGAGGACUUCCAACAGCUGUAUAGCAGUACAGAGAAGCUGACCCAUCGCUGUUUACAAAUGAAAUCUCCAUAUGCACAGACCUUUUGGAGCCGCUUGCACUACUACGUGGUGAAAGAGUAUGUCUCCCAGCUGAUGAAAAACAACUACUCCUGUAAGAACAGGAAGCAUGACAAAGCCGCCACCAAAAUGAGGGCGCAGUGGGAUAAACUCAAGGAUCUGUUUGAGGAAAUGACAACCCAUGACUGGCUCCACCGAGUAGGAGACCACCUGAGUAACAUCAUUGGGGAAACAAACAAGAGGGACAUAAAGAACCACCUGAAACUUUUAGUUGCCGACUAUCCAGACAUCAGUAAGAAGCACCUGUCGGCUGUGCUGUACUUCAGGGGCUUGAUGCGGGGCAGGGAGAGACAGGUGAUCCUGCAGCGUCUCACUGAGCUGAAGAGGGAACUGGGAACCGCAGGGAACAUUGGAGAUAAUAGAAGAGCCCUCUUCAGUGACAUGCAGGUCACAGUCACCAAUACAGACUGUCUGGCUGACAUUCCGUUGUUCUGCAUCCUCCCAGACAGAUAAUAAACGGACCUAGAUACAGGAGCCUACACAGAGAUGAUAACCUAACCAAACUGUCUGCGAAAUAACAUACUGUAUCACAAGUAGGAUCACCUCGCACAAAUCAAACUUAAAAUAAUGAUUAAUAUAAUCAAAGGGAUGCUUUAAGACGCCUCAUUUGUUUCCUAUCAUGUAUUGUUACUACAGCCCACUGUCGCAAAAGAAGCUUAGGACACAAAUAAUAAUGGGGCUGAUUGCUAAAUGAAGGAUCAGCUUUAAUAUUGCAGAUUGUGGCUUCCCUCAAUGUAAUUGUCUGCAUUUCCAAUCCCCCAUAUAUUUUUUUGUAAAUAUAUCUAUUAAAAAAUAUAU